Physcomitrium patens is the source of this 1275-nucleotide messenger RNA. NCBI's taxonomy places the organism in Eukaryota, Viridiplantae, Streptophyta, Bryopsida, Funariales, Funariaceae. The record is from RefSeq and is a predicted model, not a curated record.
UGUCUUAGGAAAAUACUGAACUGAUAUCUUUCUGUUUUCUUUACCCAGUGUGGACGAGAGUACCAUGUCGGCUGCUUAAGAGAGUCUGGGAUGGAGGAUGAGCUACCAGAGGCCGAUUGGUAUUGCCAGCCUGAUUGCCAACAAAUAGUGCAAAUUCUAUCACAGCUUGUGGCAAAUGGGCCGGAGUCAUUAUCAGAGAGCAUUGUCAGUGAGUUACUGGAAAGUCGGCAACACCAACAGGGUGUUAUUGAGAUGGCAGAAUCCAAUAGCCCAGUUUUUGGGUGGCAAAUCUUACAUGGGGUCAAUAACAAUUCUGUCAAUGCACGGACACUUGCUCAGGCUGUGGAUGUUUUCACAGAAUGCUCCGAUUCAAUCGAGGAUGCCCCAUCGGGACAGAAUAUGAUUCCCCUAAUGGUCAAGAGCCAGAAUUUUAAAGACUUUGACUUCGGCGGCAUUUAUUGCGUUGUUCUGAAGCUCAAUGAGAAGGUGGUGUCGACAGCUUUACUGCAAAUUUUUGGUCGGGAAGCAGCUGAGGUCCCCCUUAUUGCGACUAGCGUUGGUCACCAAGGCCAGGGUUUCUGCAAGGCACUGCUGACCACGAUAGAGAGGCUCCUGGGCGUGCUUAAUGUGAAAUGUUUAGUCCUCCCAUCAGCCAAAGAUGCAGAGUCUGUUUGGAUCAACGAGUUUGGAUUUUCUCGUAUGGACGAUGCACAGCUCAAACAACUCCGUUCAGCGAUGAGGUUGAUGACCUUUACUGACACCUCAAUGCUUGUAAAGCCCAUUACUGUGGUGACGCUUGAGAAGCCUAUUUCUCUGGGGAAGUUCGACAAGUCCAGUAACCAUUGGGGAGCGAAACGUCGGUGAUUUGCUUACUUGCCACAGUAGAUGUGCCUCUGACGCACUUGUCCAAACUUCUUGUACAGCCCGCUGUUUCGUUGACAUUUGAGUCUCUGUUGCAACUAUAAUUUUUUGGUCAAGCAUCUUUAUGCUGUGGAUAAGCCUUGUUUUGAUGAUGUUGAUUGGCCACAAUAAGGCCCAGGAACAACCCAAUUUCAAUAUGUGUUUGUUGACCUUCAUAUUUCCGAUCACCAUCCUCUAUGUUAUAUACGUUCUAAACUAGCUAAUAGCCGAAGAGAUAGAGAGGCCCCCAACUAGUUUCAUCAACUAAUGAUCGUUUUGCAAAAGGAAUGUGAGAUGCUAGUAUCCACCGUAUCGAUACUUUGAGGUUUUGAACUGUGGUUCCGAUUCCCAGUAUGUAUGAACUUUCCUUCUUCA